Messenger RNA from Chenopodium quinoa (quinoa), 1985 nucleotides. Its product is annotated as protein NRT1/ PTR FAMILY 2.11-like. NCBI's taxonomy places the organism in Eukaryota, Viridiplantae, Streptophyta, Magnoliopsida, Caryophyllales, Amaranthaceae. Gene Ontology annotation, molecular function: transmembrane transporter activity. Gene Ontology annotation, cellular component: plasma membrane. Bases 184 to 1944 code for a protein of 586 amino acids. The transcript is spliced from 4 exons. Gene Ontology annotation, biological process: transmembrane transport. The record is from RefSeq and is a predicted model, not a curated record.
AACCAACAUUAAUGUCAGAAUAAAUUUCAGGAUACUUGUUCAUUUUCCCAUCUAUAUAAACCGAUCUACAUUUUCAAAUAAAAGUAUUUAGGAAGCAAUAUUUCUUAACACUCUCAUCUCCCAUAAAUAAUAUAUAAAAUAAAAAAAAGGGAAGAGUUCUUUGCAUUGCUAGGUUGCAAUAAUAUGGAGAUUGAUAAAAAAGAAAGCAUGGAGGAGAAUAACAAGAAGAAGAUCGUGUAUAGUGGUGUCAAAGCCAUGCCAUUUGUUAUAGGAAAUGAGACGUUUGAAAAGCUAGGAACAAUAGGAACAUCACACAAUUUAUUGGUGUAUCUAACCACAGUGUUUAACAUGAAUAGGAUGAAUGCUACAAAUGUUCUUAACAUCUUCAAUGGAUCAGCCAAUUUGGCAACCCUCCUUGGUGCUUACCUUUGUGACACCUACUUUGGCCGGUACAAAACCUUGGGGUUCGCAAGCAUCGCCUCUUUCUUGGGAAUGCUAUUUCUUACAAUGACAGCCGUAAUACCAUCGUUACACCCUCCACACUGCGCUACAGGCGAAAAUUGCGUGGGAGCAACAACAGGGCAGCUAGCAUUUUUGCUAGGAGGAUUAGCAUUUUUGAUCAUAGGAGCAGGGGGGAUUAGGCCAUGUAACUUAGCAUUCGGAGCAGAUCAGUUUGACCCGGAAACAGAAUCGGGUAAACGAGGGAUCAGUAGCUUCUUCAACUGGUACUACUUCACGCUUACAUUCGCAAUCAUGAUCUCUGUAACCUUGGUUGUGUACAUUCAGACUGAUGUUAGCUGGGGUAUAGGCCUUGCAAUACCGGCUUUUUUCAUGUUUCUUUCGUGUGCGUUGUUCUUCUUGGGGACUAAGUUGUAUGUUAUGGUUAAGCCCCAAGGAAGUCCCCUUGUGAGUGUGGUGCAGGUCAUGGUUGCUGCUUUUAAGAAACGCGGCUUGGAGUUGCCGGAAAAGCCUUCCCUCUCCUUGUUUGAUCAUGUUCCUCAUCAGUCUAUCAACUCCAAGUUCCCUCAUUCUGAUCAAUUCAGAUGCCUUGACAAAGCAGCUAUCAUCACAAACGACGACAAAAUCAAUCCAGAAGGAUCAGCAGCAAACCCCUGGAAACUUAGUCCUGUACAGCAUGUAGAACAAGUAAAAUGUGUAAUCAGAGUAUUUCCCAUUUGGAUUUCUGGUGUCUUCUACACCAUAUCCAUGGUAACGACAGGAAACUACGUCGUAUUCCAAGCCUUACAGUCCAACAGAAGCCUAGGAGGAACUAACUUCAAGAUUCCAGCUGCGUCCUACACUAUAUUCUCCAUGCUAGCAAUGACAAUCUGGAUACCUGUCUAUGACAGAAUCGUAGUUCCGAAACUCAGAAAAAUGACAGGAAAAGAAAAUGGGAUAACAGUCCUGCAGAAGUUGGGGAUUGGUAUGGGUCUUAAUAUUAUAGCCCUUGUUGUUUUCGGGCUAGUUGAGCAGAGGAGAAGAGUAUUGGCUCUGACUAAGUCGAGUCUAGAGGUUGAUCCUCACAGAGGUGUGAUUUCAUCAUUCUCAGCAAUGUGGUUAAUACUUCCUUUAGUACUUUCAGGACUGUCAGAAGCAUUUGCUAUGAUCUCGCUUGUUGAAUUUUACUAUAAGCAGUUCCCAGAGAACAUGAGAAGCAUUGGUGGCGCGUUCUUGUUCUGUGGGAUGGCUGUUUCGAGUUACUUAAGCAGUUUCCUGCAGUCUGUUGUUGAUAAGAUGAGUAGGAACUCAAAGAGUGGAAGUUGGUUGAACGAGGAUUUGAACAAAGCAAGGCUAGAUUAUUUUUAUUAUGUCAUUGCUUGUUUACAGUUUGCUAAUCUUUUCUAUUUUUUGGUGUGUUCAAAGUGGUAUAGGUAUAGAGAAAGUAUUAGUACCUCUACUGAUGAAAGUAUAGAUGAAAUCAAAUCCGAAAUAUCUCUUGUUUGAACAUGGAAGAUUAUAUAACAAGUACUAGCUUAGUUUAGUUA